AUGAAUGUAACAAGAAUUCUUUUAAAUAGUCAAAAGGUAUUAAAAAGAAAUGUAGAAUUUAGGGAAAUAUUUACCCCCCGAUGGUUUCUGGAAUCACCCAAUUAUAGCCGUAUGCCACUAUGGAGAAGAUUUUUUGAAGGUCAAUAUACAAACGGUUCCUUUUUAUUUUUUGGUAAUGCUUGGACAUCUAUGUUUGCUUUUGCAUUUAUGUUAUGGUUUUCAAGAAUAUUCGAUCCACCACCCUUAGAAAGAGUUGACAAAUAUUGGCUGAAUUCACCCAAAUUUAGAAUAUUAUCUGCUUUUUAUAAUGAAGGGAAAAGACCAGGUGUGAAAAUUUCUUUGAUGACUUAUGAAGCAAGAUAUUUUUACAGAGGUAUUGAUCAUCCAUUUACUAUUAAUGAAAUAAAAGAUUUAUGGUUUAAAUUGAGAGAAAACUAUGUAAUUGAAAGCAUACCGGCAAUUCAGUAUCCGCAUGUUUUUAGGCAGUAUAACAAUGUUUCUACCCCAGCAGAUUUGCAUGUUCAUCUUCAUUGA
This is a messenger RNA of Plasmodium gonderi, 534 nucleotides long. RefSeq lists its product as hypothetical. The coding region runs from base 1 to 534 and encodes 177 amino acids. The transcript has a single exon. The record is from RefSeq and is a predicted model, not a curated record. NCBI's taxonomy places the organism in Eukaryota, Apicomplexa, Aconoidasida, Haemosporida, Plasmodiidae.